CAUAAUUUUUUUCAAAUAAAAUAAAACUUUUUCAAAAAUUUAAUAAAGUAGUUUCCUAGAUUAGAUCUUUGUUUUUAAAAUUAAAUCUUGUCCAUCAAAAUCCAUAAAGAAUUACUUCCAUUCUCAUUGAUGGCGUAAAAUCAUUAUAAAAUCAGGGAUAGUGAAUAGCUUUAAUAAAUGCAACUAUGCAUGGGACAUAAUAAAUAACUUGUAAAAUAACAUCAGAGUGAGAGAUUGGCAAUAAUAUUGAUGUGCUAUAUUUCGGAAGCAAUUAUUUAUCUGUGUAUGCUCUUACGAGAAUAGUAGUUGUGGAUUGAGAAGAUAAGGACAAAAAAAUUGCGUGGUAUUGCUUUAUAAAAAUUUUUUGUUAUAUUGUCAACUAAAUUAGCAUGGGUAAAAACAAGCAAGCACAGCGAAGUAAAAAUAAUGCAAGGCCAUCAAAUAGUAGUAGAAGCGCAGAGCUUCUGGGAACUGCAAUGCCCAAUUUUGUUGGAUUUUCUGCUGUGAAAGACGGUGGCUAUGUCCCUAUACUUCCUGGAUUAACUCUUUGCAAUGUAAAUGACAUUAAAAUGCAUAAUAUAAAUUCUAAUUUUCAAAUAGUUUUGAAAAAAAUGAAUAAGAAGGAUGCAACAACCAGGUACAAGGCUUUACAAGAAUUUGCUAUUAUGUGUCGAACGGAAAAAUUAACAGCAGUUGAAGAAAUGUUACCCUUUUGGCCUAGAUUAUAUAAUAUUUUAGCUAUUGAUAUUGAACAUAAAGUAAGAGAAGCUGCACAAUUAGCUCAUCUUGCUGUAGUAAAACGAGUUAGUGAAGGUAUUAUUACGUAUUUAAAGCAAAUCGCUGGUUCUUGGUUUACUUCUCAGUAUGAUACUUAUCCACCUGCUGCAUCGGCUGCAACAAAUUCAUUUAAUGUGAUCUUCCCACAAAAGAGAAUAGUCGACGUAAUAAUCCAUUGUCAAGAUGAAAUAUUAUUAUAUAUUUUUAAUAAUAUUAUAAUCCAAACGCCGCAAUCGUUGUCUAUACAUAAAUCUUUAAGUCCAGAAGAAAUGGAAACAAAAUAUCAAAGAGUAUUGGUGGCAAGUUUACAUGGUUACAGUUAUUAUUUUAAAAAGGUACCUUUUCAAGAAGUAAAGCAGGCUAUUGAAAUUCAUGAGAAAAUUAUAAGUAAUAGUAAAUUUUGGAAAUUGGCCAAGCAUAGUGCCUUUCCUAUAACAACAGCAUUUUUUACUGUAUUAACGUCGAUAUUAGAAAAUGCAGAUGAUUUAAUACAAAAUGAAAAGAAAAGAACAAUAACAGUUAUUAUGAAUAGUCUUGAUGAAAUGGAACCUGCACUUUCAUCAGCAAUCUGGGAGUGUAUGCUUGUUGCUAUUAAUAAAGUACAAGACUGGUAUACAGUAGUUAGUAUUGAGCAGCUUGUGUUGCCGAAAUUAUGGAAAAUUUUACGUAGUGGUGGACAGUGUUGUGCAAGUGUCGUUUAUCCUAAUUUAUUACCUUUUCUCAGUCAAUUUCCAAAAUUAAAUAUCGAUAAUACAAAAUUAUAUACGAAUUUCUUUGAGAACAUGCGCCAAGGAUUCUCAGCUAAGAGAGUUCAAUUUAGUCGUUCUGAAAUGUUUGCAGUAACAGUUUCCUUUGUUGAGUGUUUACGAUAUGCAAUAUUAUUGAAUGCCAAUGAUGUUACUUUAUGUGAGAAACUUUUGAAAGAACAGCUAAUUCCUCUAAUAGAAAUGUGUUUAACAAAAAGUAUAAUAAUAGAAGAGAUUUUAUUCUGUGAAGUUAGUCAGCUAUUGAUAUAUUGGAGUAAAAAUCGAUACAAUGAAGAAUAUAAAUCGUAUCCUGUUUUAUUACGUAUAUUUUGGACGGAACUUAAACAAUUAUAUGAAAAACUCAUAAAUAUGAUACAAACUUCUAAUUUAGAAUCUAUUGAAAAUAUAAGUAGUUGUCAAAUAGAAUUUUUACUUAAUUUAAGGGAUAUCCCAAAUAGAAGACGAAAAAAUUUAAAAGUAAACUUUGUUGAAACUGAUCAAAUCACUGAACCUAAAUGUCAAAUACAAAAGGUAGAGGUAGAAGUGGACACAGUUUUUCAAGCUGAACUUUUUAAUUUUGUUAAUGAUUUUUGUGUCACGUGUUUUAAUAAAAUUAAUACACAUCAUUUCAUAGAAUAUAUCAAAUAUCUUAAUGAAAUUAUCACACAUUUUGAGUGUCAAGAGCUUUUCAUUGCUCUUACAAAAUCAUUAAAUCCGGACAUAAGUUUCUUCCAGUUUUAUAGUGAAACUUUGCAAAACUGGUUAACACAGGCAACAAAUAAAGAAAAACAUGUAGCAGAAUUAAUUUUCAAACUUGUAAAGUAUAUGGAUGAUACGGAUAAAGAUAAAGUUUUAAAUUCAUUAACAGAGUUUGAGAAUGUCACUAUAGUUAGAAGUAUCAUCGAAUGUGGUUUAUCCAAAAAUAAUAGAAAUGAUGCUGUAAUCAAAAAAUGGUGUUCACAAUCUAAAGUAACUAGUUUACUUAUAGAUGUAGUUAAAGAAGUGGUUUCUGGUACUUAUACCAAUUUAGAAAGAAAUAAGAAAUUGAUUCUAUUGGCUUUUGAUUUAUCUGAGGAUGGUGAUCCAUUAAUAAACGAAGAUAAAGCUAAUCAAAUUAUUACAAUCCUAUGUGACUCAAUAAAUCAGAAAAAUGAAGCCUCCUUGGUAGAACUUGCAAAAUUAAUUUUACAACUUGUACCACUUGUAUGGACUUAUAAGAAACCAAUAUCUGGUGCCGUACAAUUAUUAAAAGCACUUUUUGUUUUGUGUAUGCAAGAUUAUUCGAACAAUUAUGAUUCCAUUUCUAUCAAUGACAUGCAAAAUGUUUGGAAAAAAGGUCUUUCUGAGUGUAGACAAAGACUUGCACAUUCUGAGUUUACUUCGUUCACUAAGCAAAUUGCAGCUAUUACUUGGAAUGAAAUAUGCAAUACAUAUGAAGCUGAUGUAAAAGAUUUGCUAGUAGACAUAGCAACUGAUUUUCUUGAAGUAAUAAUUAAUAAUGAACUAUAUGUAAAUACUGAUGAUAUGAAAAUGGAAUAUGCAAAAGAAGUUCUUUCGACAUUUUUAACAGAAUCAAAUAUAAGUACAUGGAUGGCUGAAGUUACUGAAAUUGUAAUUUAUGCAGAAGUAAUAACUGGACAUUUAUAUGUAUCAAAACCUCAACAGAAGAUACGUGCAUACCACCAUACUGCAAUCAUUAAUUUAACUGAUAAUGUUUUAAUAGAUAAUACAGAAAAUUGCCUUAUGUGGGCUUUAUUUGUAACAAAAUUAUUAAGUAAUCUUUAUUUAAGAUACGAGCAAGAAAAUGUGGAUGAAAAUGUUGAUGAAAAUGUGGAUGAAAAUGUUGAUGAAAAUGAUAUUGAAAAUCAGAUUUUGAUACCAGGAUUUACAGAGAUAUUAGUAAAUAUUAUACAUUCUGUUACUUUGGGACAUAUUUAUGUGAAUUACUAUAAAUCUGCCAAAUGUUACAAAAAUGUGGAGAAACUUCUGACCUCUAUAAAAAAUAAUUUGAAAAAUUUGCAGAAACAUAUAACUAAAAAGGAACACGAGGAAAUUCUUCAUUAUAUUCAAAAAUAUAAGUCUGAAUAUGGAAGUAUUUUACCUUACAUUAUAAAUGUCUAUUUUACGGAAUUAUGUGCAAAAGAAGAUCUUGCAGAAUAUUGUAAAAUAUGUAAAAGCAAUAGCAUUCUUCCUGAAAGUGAUGCAUGCGACAAAGAAGCAUAUUUACAAGCAGUGCAGAUUAUAUCUCAAUACUUAGAUCCAGAAAAUAUUCAAGUAUCAACAGAUGAUCUUUUAAGUGCAUUAAUUGUAGGAAGAAAUAUACUUUCAACUCAAGUAAAUACUUCAAUACAUGUCAAUAUUUUAGAAAGGAUUGUAUCAAACCAACAGCAAAAUUCUAACUUCUUACUUUUUGAUUGCAAUAUUAGCGAUGAAUCGUGGGAAAAUGUAGCUUUAAUUUUAGAAAUUAUAAGAUUUCUUACCGAACUUAUUAUAAGAAUACCUACAAAUUUAUCCUGUAAAAAUUGGGAUUUUAUUCUGAUAUCUUUAGCAUCCUGGCAAGUUUCUGUAAAUAAAUCUAAAGAUAACUUCAAUGAUCUUAAGGUGACAGCAUUAACAGUAGCUGUUAGUCAGCUUUUUUAUGAAUUUCAAAGUUUGAUGCAUAAACACAAUGUAGAACCAUUGAAUGAAUUACCACCUGCUAUUUUAGAUGAAUGGAAAGCUGUCUUUGCUAAUGACAUACACAGAGGUAUUCUACAAACUUGGAAGCUCCAUGCUGAGUCAUGCAUUGAAAAAAUGGGAAUUUUAAAGCCAAUUAUUGCUUUAGAUUAUUUAGGCAAAACGAUAAGUCUACUUUAUGCUAAAGUGCUUUUCAAAAGUGAGAACGUGCCUACUGACAGUAAUAAUUUAGAUGAAACAAUAAAAUUAUGUUUGAAACUUCUUCAGUCUCCAGCGCCAUCUAUUCAAUUGGGUGUAUAUCAUUGUUUAAAACAUGUUAUAUCUGAGCUUGUAGAACAAGAUAAAACAUCCAUGGAAACAGAAUGCUUUCAUCCACUUGUUUUAAGUAUUAGAAAUUUUGAAGAAGCUCUUUUGAAUAUACAGUAUAUAGUGAACACGAUGCUUAUAGAUUUCAAAUUAUGUGACACUAUUAGUUGUACAAUACAACCUUAUACAGACUCUUACACAUAUACUUUGGGUUACUUAUUGCUUUGGUCAAUUGUUUUGGAUAUGUGUGCAAAUACGCAUGGUGAUUUACGAUAUCAAUAUGCUGAAAUAUUAAAGAAAGAUCUCUUUCCAUCCUUAUUGAAUAAUAUAUUUCGAUUAAUGCCAGUGGAAGUGCUACAGGAUAACAAAAAUAAAGCAGCCAAAUUAGUAGAAAUGUUUUCUACAGUACCAUCUUUGAAUUUUGGAGAAAGUUGGACUGAAUGGAGAUUGGAUCAUAUAGUGUGUUGGUUAUAUACAAAUACUUUGAGGCAUUUACCUGUAUUAGUGAGACAGUGGUGGAGUACUGCUGAUAGCAAAGUUAGCGCUGCAGUGGAUAGAAUAACGAUGCAUUAUGUUAGUCCUAUGUUAUGUCAAGAAGAACUUCUUAAUAAUAGGCUAGUCAAUGUUGAAAACAUGCAGGUAAAAGUUCAUCCAACAGCUAGAGAGGUAGUAGCAUUGUAUCAAAUGGAUGAUACAGAAUUAGAACUGAGUAUUGUUUUACCGCCAAAUCAUCCAUUGGGUCCGGUGACUGUAGAACCAGGACAACAUGCAGGAGGUACCGCCAAUUGGAGAAAUUGUCAUAUGCAUCUGUCAAUAUUUCUUACUCACCAAAAUGGAUCAAUUUGGGAUGGAUUAAUAUCAUGGAAAAAGAACUUGGACAAAAAAUUUGCAGGUGUCGAGGAGUGUUAUAUAUGUUUCAGUAUCUUUCAUAUAAGCACUUAUCAAAUACCAAAAUUGUCUUGUCAUACUUGUCGGAAGAAAUUCCACACACCAUGCUUGUACAAAUGGUUCAGUACAAGUCAAAAAUCUACAUGCCCUAUAUGUCGGAAUGUAUUUUAAUUUAAUCAUAAAUGUAAAGUGGACUAUGAAUACAUAAUAAGAUGAUAUAAUAAAAGAAGAUUAUAUACAGUAUUUGUAAGAAAAAAAAUUGAUGAUGUAAUAUAAUUUAUGGUGUUAGUAUAUAUAUAUAUAUGGAAGUAGUGAAAAUUUAUGUCUUAUGGAAUUUAUGUGUCUUUUUAAGAUGUAUUUAAAAUAAUUGAUUGUAAUACAAACCAAUUUUCUAAACUAAAAACAAUGUAAGUUUUUAGUUUAGAACUGAAUAGCUCUCAAGUUGCCAAGAACCUAGUUGCCGAUGAAAUAUAUUAUUAAUAACUUAUA
Messenger RNA from Vespa velutina, 5882 nucleotides. It is a transcript of the gene Ltn1, whose product is annotated as E3 ubiquitin-protein ligase listerin. Gene Ontology annotation, cellular component: RQC complex; cytosol. The record is from RefSeq and is a predicted model, not a curated record. Lineage: Eukaryota; Metazoa; Arthropoda; Insecta; Hymenoptera; Vespidae. The transcript has 24 exons. Bases 390 to 5564 code for a protein of 1724 amino acids. Gene Ontology annotation, biological process: ribosome-associated ubiquitin-dependent protein catabolic process; rescue of stalled cytosolic ribosome. Gene Ontology annotation, molecular function: ribosomal large subunit binding; ubiquitin protein ligase activity.